GAAACCCGGUCCACGAUCAGUACUAGCCAGGGUGUAUGCUGGCGUGGGUUUUUUCACCAUUAAAGGAGGUUCAUACACAAUCAUAUCAUCGAAUAUUCACUGAUGAGUUCCCGAUUUAACCCCCGGAACGAAUAAACAAACUGUCGAAGCGACUUCAAAAAUUAUUCUUAGAUCGCUUCGAUGGUCGAUCACUACAAUAAGCUGGUUAAACUAGCUGCGAGGGCUUUCUAUGAUGAUCUAACGAACAAAGGGGAGAAUCAACCCAAAUUGGGAAGGAGUGAUAACAGAGGAAUCGCUGUGGUGAUUCUUGAUGCCCUCACCCGGCGGCAAUGGGUCAGAGAAGAAGACUUGGCAAAAGAUCUCAAAUUACACACAAAACAACUUCGUCGAACUCUUCGGUUUUUUGAAGAAGAAAAGAUCAUUACUCGGGAAUAUAGGAGAGAGACAGCAAAGGGUGCUAAACUUUAUAGUGCUGCUACAGCUGCUACAGCUGAUGUUCAACUGAAUGCAAAAGAGGGAGAAGAAAAGGUCAAGUUGCACACACACUCGUACUGUUGUCUGGAUUAUGCACAGAUAUAUGAUAUGGUUAGGUACAGAAUACAUCGCAUGAAGAAGAAGCUGAAAGAUGAAUUGGAUAACAAGAACACAAUUGAGGAAUAUAUAUGUCUAAAAUGUGGAAAAAGAUACAAUGCUCUGGAUGCACUACGGUUAGUAUCUUUUGAAGACGAUGACUUUCAUUGUGAAAAUUGUAAUGGAAGACUUGAGGUAGAGAGUGACAAGUUUGCUGCUCAAGAGGGGGGAGAUGGAGAUGAUAAUGCAAGAAGACGACGGCAUGAAAAGUUGAAAGACAUGCUUCAGAAGAUGGAGGUGCAGCUCAAGCCCUUAAUAGACCAACUCAGCCGAGUGAAAGAUUUGCCUGUUCCUGAAUUUGGCAGUCUUCAAGCGUGGGAAGCUCGAGCUAGUGCUAUGGGGCGUGCAGCCAAUGGCGAAAUUGGAGUUGGUGAUUCUAAACUUUCUCAGCUUGGAUACAAUGGAGCACCAAUGCCUUAUAGUGGAGAUACUAAGGUUGUGGUAGACUUCAAUGAGAAUGAAGGAAACGGAGAGGAUGUUAAGCCUGAAACUGAAAGUACAUCUCUAAAGGUUUUGCCACCGUGGAUGAUUAAAUCUGGGAUGGUUCUUACAAAGGAACAACGUGGAGAGGUGAAGCAGGAAAUAAAGAUGGAUGGAACUUCAACUUCCACAGCAGCACAGUACUCAGAUGACAAGAAGUCAACAGUUGAACAUGAUGAUAAGAAAAAUAUACAGGAUGAGUAUAUUAAAGCUUAUUAUGCUGCUUUGCUUAAGCAACAACAUGAAUUGGAAGCUGCUAGAAAACAGGAGUUGUCAAAUACCCUUGUUGCAGAUGAUCCUUCUAGCAGUGCUUCUAAUCGUAAAGUGGGCAUGAAAUCAAAACUUGAGGAAGGAAAAGAAGAUGAUGAUGGUACUGAAUGGGAGGAGACUCCAAUUGCAGGUAAUGGAAAUGAAAGUUACAAGGUCAAUGAUUUGAAUGUUCAAGCUGAUGAUGGGCCAGCAGAUGACGAUGAAGACGUAGACUGGGAGGAAGGUUGAUGAAAAGUUUAUCUCUUCAGUACAGUGAGGUCCUCAUGCUGCAAUCAAGCGCAAGCUAUGUAUUCUGAUGCUUUGAGUUUAGUUUAUCAUUCUUUUAUUUCAGGUUCAUAAAUAUAAGUUUUGACGGCGUGCAUUUUUAUUCAACAAAAAUUUUCAAGGCAGCAGUUAUAUGAAAGAUGUCUUCGCAAUAAUGCUACUAGUCAGUUUUAUUUCCAGCAGUUUCAACGAGGAAAACUCCAUUACAAAUUAUUUUGACGAUAAAUUCGUUUUACGUGUUUCUGAGGAAAUAAAAUUUGUACUAUUGAAUAUGUACUAUAAUUGCUUUGUAAGGCAUCAGUCAUUCAAUUCACACACUUUUUCAGAGCUU
This is a messenger RNA of Abrus precatorius (Indian licorice), 1975 nucleotides long. RefSeq names its product general transcription factor IIE subunit 1-like. Bases 181 to 1608 code for a protein of 475 amino acids. The record is from RefSeq and is a predicted model, not a curated record. NCBI's taxonomy places the organism in Eukaryota, Viridiplantae, Streptophyta, Magnoliopsida, Fabales, Fabaceae. The transcript is spliced from 10 exons. Gene Ontology annotation, cellular component: transcription factor TFIIE complex. Gene Ontology annotation, biological process: transcription initiation at RNA polymerase II promoter; transcription open complex formation at RNA polymerase II promoter.